GAGUUUGUGUGUUCAAAUCCCAUACCUCACAAUUUUUUUUUUCUUUUUGUUUCAUUUGCCUGUUUCCUCUCAUUUCGACAUUUCCAUUCUCUCAUUUGUCAUUUUCCCCAAAUUGUAAAACCGUAACUAGUAAAUCCCCUAAAUCCUCAGCCCGUAAGCCGCCGCCGUUCACCGCUCCGGCCUCCCGUGCUCGGUGCUCCACUGCUCCGUCAUCCACUCAUCCAUAUUCCGUGGCUCUGUAGUGUUUGGAGUUUACACGUAAACUGUGAGUUAUGACGGAACAAGAGAAGGUGGUAACUGAUAUGGAUGACUUUGACUUAUUCAAUAAUAGUAAGGAAUGGAACAAUUUUUACAAGAGGAAAAAAAAAUCAUCUGCUGUAGAAUGGUAUUUAUCGUGGGAUGAAUUGAGCCCCGAUAUUAUGCCUAAUCUCGAAAAUCUACAAUCACCUAAUAUACUUGUUCCGGCUUGUGGCGAUUCAAGAGUAAGUGAGCAACUUUAUUCGAGUGGCUUCCUUAAUAUCACUAAUGUGGAUUAUUCGAGUGAGUUGAUCGAGACAAUGAAGAAUCAACACAGAGAAAAAGUUGGAAUGCAAUGGCUAACAAAGGAUGUUCUAGCCCCACUUCAGGAGUCACCUAUUCUCAUUCCAAGGUCGUAUGAUGUAAUUUUGGACAAAGGGUGCUUUGACUUCCUUUGUUUAUGGGCUGAUCUCAUGAGUAAGGGUGACAAGUGUCUUGAUCAAUAUCUUCACAAUGUGAAAGAUCUAUUAGGGUUCAGAGGCAAAUUCAUAAUCCUAACAAGAUUAUAUUGGGAAAAUACACUGGCUUUUUUGUACCAUCGAUUUUGGUUGGGGUGGAAAUUGACUUUGCAAAGGGUAUUUCCGCAAAAAGAUUCUGAUGAAAUGGCGGUGAUGUUUGUUAUCGAGAAGUGUACCAAUGGACUUAUAUAUAACAUCAUUCAGGAUGAUAAAAAUCAUAAAACUCUAUCCGCUGAGGUUGACCAGGAGAACAAAUCAAUUGACAACUAUAGGAAGAGGGCCAAAUCAAAAGAGGACUUUGAACGUUCCUUAAGAGGCAAAGGGGUCGAAAAUUGCUGUGAGGUUGAUGAUGGUGAUUAUCGAAUAAUUGUGUUAAUAGAUAGUAAUAAGUUCCAUGACGUUAAAAAGGUUGAUGUUCUUUGGGUACCAGAGGAUGAUCUGGUGUUACAUUCAAAUGCGCUAACCAAUUCUAAGUAUUGGCAAUUAGAGCAUUUUUUUUCCACCGUGACUAGAGCAUCUGCAUUGUUGUUUAUUGUUCUGUCUCCCAAGUUACAAUUACAUUUGCAAAGUGACACGCAAAUGGAUAAAAUUCGUUUGGAUUUGAAGCCACUGUUGGAAACUAUUGAUCCAAAAAUUCAAGUAGGCUGGCUCAAAAUGUGGAAUGAAGAACAUCAAAAAAAAACUGACGGAUAUUGGUUUCCUACCUACCCCUCCAAGUUCAAAGCCUACCCCUCGAAGUUCAAAGGCUUCCAAGAAGGGUUCCAAAAAAAGUGGCACAUCCAAGGGAAAAGAAAAGCUAGAAAAGGAUGAUAAUUCUUUUGGGAAAGAUUUGAAUGAGGAGUCAAUAGUAGUUGUUGGGGAUUUGGAUAAGGUGGAUGAAGUGGUGGAUAAGGUGGUGGAUGAAGUGUUAGAUGAGAAAGUGGACCUCAUUGAACAAACAUCUACAGGAGGAAUGGCACUCCCACCGUUAGAUUUUCCAAUCUUUCAUGAUGGCGAUCCAAUUUCAUACUAUUCAAAAUCGUUCACCAUUGCAUCUUGGUUAAAAGAUCAUGAAAAGAAAGAAGAUAGGUGGCUAGGUGAAUAUGUUAAAUGGAAAGAUAUAUUGCCCCAAGUCGAGUGUCCUAAUCUUUUGAAACGUGAAUCUUUGAGAAUCAUGCAAAGUAUCGUAAUAGGGGUGCUUGACUAUCAUGAGAAAUAUGGUGCUCAUGAUGGUUUGCAUGAUUGGACAAACAUUUUGAUCACACAAGUUGUUAUCAAUCAUAUUGGCUCCAAAAUUGUUAGGUUUGAGACCAAACUAUCACCUCGAGAUAGAGUGACAUUUGAUGAUUCCUUGAUGAUAUUGAAAAAGCGAGGUGAUAUGCAGAAUGUCUUGCUAAUCAUGGAGAAACUACUUGAAGGAGUAACCAAAAAUUCUGAAUUAAAAUACUUGGGCGAUCUUCUGUUUCAUUAUCCCUAUGAAGGGAAGCUCAAUUGGAAGACACUGUUGCUUAAAAACUAUCCAGCCUUUUGGGAUGGCCUAGAAAGAGCUGAAUUUUCGGUCACCUUGUAUUUUCAUUUGGUCUCCAAUCCCAAUUUUAGGGACACUCUCAAAUGGUCCAUCCGACUAAGCAGCGAGUAUCUACAUGGUUGGAUAUCACGAAUUCCACCUGACACUAUUUUUGAAAAGAUUUUGUGUGGAGAUGAUUCGAAUGAGGACCAAUUUCGGGUGAAAAAGUAUACAGAAGGUGAUAUCACUGAAGUAGUACGAUACAUGAGGGCGACAGUGCACCACUUCCGGGAGAAAGGAGGAGCUGAUCUUGAUUUGCGCUAUAUAGAAGCUGCACUGUCUCACUUAUUCGAAAACUACAUAAUGGAGAUUUAUAGUAGAAUGUGUCAGAAUAGAUUUUUUUUAUUGUGAUAAGUGCAUGAAAAGAGGCAUACAAUUGACUUCUAUGUUUCUGCCUCUUCUGCUGGGUGUCUACUGCUGGAUGCUGGUCAGGGUAUUUCUGUGAUGUACAGGCUGCUGUUGGUUCCUGAUUUUGCAAGCUUCUGUUGGUGCUGUUGUUCGAUUGCUGGUUGCUGUUCUGGUUAUGCUGUUGGCUACUGUGUUGCUCUCUUUUCUGGUUGCUGCAGCCUGGGUUUGGUGCUUCUGGUUGCUUGCUACUUCGUUUUUCUGCUGUUCUGCUGUUGCUGGCUGUUUGGGGUGCUCUGCUGGUGCUCAAGGUUGCUGCUUCUGCUGUCCUCUUGCUGCACCGUGGCUGUUUUUCAGUCAGCUUUGGGAUUCUGAGUUCUCAAUGUGUUUUUUGGGAUUGUAAAGAUGUGGAUGUUGUUUGAAAGGCUUUUUUUGCUAUAGCUUGUUGGUGCUCCAUCAUUAUUAGUUUGCUGCGUUUCUUGUAUUGUUUCUGGCAGAUUUGGUGUUCUUUGUUUUAGGUGCUUUUGUCUGGUCCUGGCUUUCUAGAACCCUUCCUAGAAGGUGGCUAAGCUUGAACCUUGAACUGUGUGGUUGGUGGUUUGGCCUUCUAGGUCUUGUUUAGUUUGAGUUUUUUGCUGGUUGCAGCUUUGCUUUUGUAAGUUGUAACUAUCUUUCUUUGGUAAAUUUCUAUUUACCAAAAAAAAAAAAAAAAAAAAAAGUUUAUCUUUUGAGCAGCAAGUUUCUAAAUGUUGUAAUAUAUCUCUCUGACUGCUGUACUUGGAUGUUUGGCUAUGGCCUAAUAUAUAUAAGUUCGUUUCCUUUGUGUAAAAAAAAAA
This is a messenger RNA of Chenopodium quinoa (quinoa), 3482 nucleotides long. RefSeq lists its product as uncharacterized. The record is from RefSeq and is a predicted model, not a curated record. The transcript is spliced from 13 exons. The coding region runs from base 273 to 1565 and encodes 430 amino acids. Lineage: Eukaryota; Viridiplantae; Streptophyta; Magnoliopsida; Caryophyllales; Amaranthaceae.